Molecule: messenger RNA, 7249 nt
Organism: Otolemur garnettii (small-eared galago)
Lineage: Eukaryota; Metazoa; Chordata; Mammalia; Primates; Galagidae
Gene: MAGI3
Product: membrane associated guanylate kinase, WW and PDZ domain containing 3
Exons: 21
Coding region: 293-3670 (1125 amino acids)
Biological process (GO): signal transduction
Cellular component (GO): cytoplasm
Molecular function (GO): protein binding
Source: RefSeq, a predicted model, not a curated record
CCGAAACCCCUUCUGGAACCGCCUGGGGACAAUUCUCUUUUCCUUUCUUCUGGCUAACCCGCGGUGGCCACCGCGGAGUCAGCCCCGGGGAGCGCAGCCAGGAGGGGUGUCCGAGGGGCGUCUCGGGAUUGUGGCGGCCGGGCCCCCAGCAGGCUGUGGUCCGAGGGGACGGAGCACCGAGGCCCCCUGAUCGGGCUACGCGGGCCGCCUGGGGCCCCCGGGCUGAGAGGGGGCCGGAGCGGCACCCCGGCCGCCCGCGCGGGGUCUCCCCCAUGGUGCAGCGGGGUUCGGGAUGUCUAAGACGCUGAAGAAGAAGAAGCACUGGCUCAGCAAGGUGCAGGAGUGCGCGGUGUCCUGGGCUGGGCCCCCGGGCGACUUCGGCGCCGAGAUCCGGGGUGGCGCGGAGCGCGGCGAGUUCCCCUACCUGGGGCGGCUCCGUGAGGAGCCCGGCGGGGGCACCUGCUGCGUCGUCUCGGGCAAGGCGCCCAGCCCAGGGGAUGUGCUGCUGGAGGUGAACGGGACUCCUGUCAGCGGACUCACCAACCGGGACACCCUGGCUGUCAUCCGCCACUUCCGCGAGCCCAUACGUCUCAAGACAGUAAAGCCAGGUAAAGUCAUUAAUAAAGAUCUGCGGCAUUACCUGAGUCUUCAGUUUCAGAAAGGAUCAAUUGACCACAAACUGCAGCAAGUGAUCAGAGAUAAUCUGUACCUGAGAACCAUCCCGUGCACUACAAGGGCCCCCAGGGAAGGGGAGGUGCCAGGAGUGGACUAUAACUUCAUUUCUGUCGAACAGUUCAAAGCCCUGGAAGAGAGUGGAGCACUGUUAGAAAGUGGGACAUAUGACGGAAACUUCUAUGGAACUCCCAAGCCUCCAGCAGAACCCAGCCCUUUUCAGCCAGAUCCUGUCGAUCAGGUCCUCUUCGAUAAUGAGUUUGACACAGAAUCCCAAAGAAAACGAACUACAUCUGUCAGCAAAAUGGAAAGAAUGGACAGCUCUCUUCCUGAAGAGGAAGAAGAUGAGGACAAGGAAGCUGUUAAUGGCAGUGGAAACACAGAAAACAGAGAGAGGCAUUCUGAGUCAUCUGACUGGAUGAAGACUGUUCCAAGUUACAACCAAACAAACAGCUCCAUGGACUUUAGAAAUUACAUGAUGAGAGACGAGACUCUGGAGCCGCUGCCCAAAAACUGGGAAAUGGCCUACACUGACACGGGGAUGAUCUACUUCAUUGACCACAACACCAAGACGACCACCUGGUUGGAUCCUCGUCUCUGCAAGAAAGCCAAAGCCCCUGAAGACUGUGCAGAUGGAGAGCUUCCCUAUGGCUGGGAGAAGAUCGAGGACCCUCAGUAUGGGACAUACUAUGUUGAUCAUCUUAACCAGAAAACCCAGUUUGAAAAUCCAGUGGAGGAAGCCAAAAGGAAGAAGCAGUUAGGACAGUCGGAAAUUGGGUCUUCAAAACCAGAUGCGGAAAAGUCGCAUUUUACGCGAGACCCAACCCAACUGAAAGGGGUCCUUGUUCGAGCUUCGCUGAAAAAAAGCCCAAUGGGAUUUGGUUUUACCAUUAUUGGCGGAGACAGGCCUGAUGAGUUUCUCCAAGUGAAAAAUGUGCUGAAAGAUGGUCCUGCAGCUCAGGAUGGGAAAAUUGCACCAGGUGAUGUUAUUGUAGACAUCAACGGCAACUGUGUCCUUGGUCACACCCAUGCAGAUGUUGUCCAGAUGUUUCAGCUGGUACCUGUCAACCAGUAUGUGAACCUCACUUUAUGUCGUGGCUAUCCACUUCCGGAUGACAGUGAAGAUCCUGUCGUGGACAUUGUGGCUGCCACCCCUGUCAUCAACGGACAGUCGUUAACCAAGGGAGAGACUUUGGGGAAUACUCAGGAUUUUAAGCCAGGAGCAAUGGUUCUGGACCAGAAUGGAAAAUCAGGACACACUUUGACCGGUGAUCGCCUCAAUGGACUAUCAGAUCCAAGCGAGCAGAGAGCGUCCAUGGCAUCGUCAGGCAGCUCCCAGCCUGAACUUGUGACUAUCCCUUUGAUUAAGGGCCCGAAAGGCUUUGGCUUUGCAAUUGCUGACAGCCCUACUGGACAGAAGGUGAAAAUGAUAUUGGAUAGCCAGUGGUGUCAAGGCCUUCAGAAAGGGGAUGUAAUUAAGGAAAUUUACCAUCAAAACGUGCAGAACUUAUCACACCUCCAGGUGGUAGAGGUGCUAAAGCAGUUUCCAGUAGGUGCAGAUGUACCGUUGCUUAUCUUAAGAGGAGGUCCUCCUUCACCAACCAAAACUGCCAAAAUGAAAACAGAUAAAAAGGAAAAUUCAGGAAGUUUGGAGGCCAUAAAUGAGCCCAUUCCCCAGCCUAUGCCUUUUCCACCCAGCAUUCUCAGGUCAGGAUCCCCGAAAUUGGAUCCUUCUGAGGUCUACCUGAAAUCUAAGACUUUAUAUGAAGAUAAACCGCCAAACACCAAAGAUCUGGACGUUUUUCUUCGGAAACAAGAGUCAGGGUUUGGCUUCAGGGUGCUCGGAGGAGACGGCCCCGACCAGUCUAUAUAUAUUGGUGCCAUUAUUCCUCUGGGAGCAGCUGAGAAAGAUGGCCGGCUCCGUGCAGCUGACGAACUAAUGUGCAUUGAUGGAAUUCCUGUCAAAGGAAAGUCACACAAACAAGUCUUAGACCUGAUGACGACUGCUGCUCGAAACGGCCAUGUGUUAUUAACCGUCAGAAGAAAGAUUUUCUAUGGAGAAAAACAACCUGAGGAUGACAGCUCUCAAGCCUUCAUUUCAACACAGAACGGAUCUCCCCACCUAAACCGAGCAGACGUCCCAGCCAGGCCUGCUCCCCCGGAGGCCUAUGACGUUGUCCUGCAACGAAAAGAAAAUGAAGGAUUUGGCUUUGUCAUCCUCACCUCCAAAAACAAACCACCUCCAGGAGUUAUUCCACAUAAAAUUGGCCGAGUCAUAGAAGGAAGCCCAGCUGAUCGCUGUGGAAAGCUGAAAGUUGGAGAUCAUAUCUCUGCAGUGAAUGGGCAGUCCAUUGUCGAACUGUCCCACGAUAACAUCGUUCAGCUGAUCAAAGAUGCUGGUGUCACCGUCACACUAACCGUCGUUGCUGAAGAAGAUCAUCAUGGUCCACCAUCCGGAACCAACUCAGCCAGGCAAAGCCCAGCCUUGCAGCACAGGCCCAUGGGACAGGCUCAGGCCAACCACAUACCUGGGGACAGAAAUAUCCUAGAAGGUGAAAUUGGAAAAGAGGUCUCUGCUUCUUACAGACAUUCGUGGUCUGACCACAAGCACCUUGCACAGCCUGACACCGCAGUGAUUUCCGUUGUAGGCAGUCGGCACAACCAGAGCCUUGGUUGUUACCCAGUGGAGCUGGAGAGAGGCCCCCGGGGCUUUGGGUUCAGCCUCCGAGGUGGAAAGGAAUAUAACAUGGGGCUGUUCAUCCUGCGUCUCGCCGAGGACGGUCCUGCUAUCAAAGAUGGCAGAAUUCAUGUUGGGGACCAGAUCGUGGAGAUCAAUGGGGAACCUACGCAAGGAAUCACACACACUCGGGCAAUCGAGCUCAUUCAGGCUGGUGGAAAUAAAGUUCUUCUUCUUCUGAGGCCAGGAACUGGCUUGAUACCUGACCAUGGUUUGGCUCCUUCCGGUCUGUGCUCCUACGUGAAGCCUGAGCAACAUUAAGGCUUUCAGGGCUUUUCUUGGUCUUUCCUUAAAAAGACUUGGUAAAUUUGCAUGUCUUGUAAAUCACUUCCUUCUUUUGUUUUCUUUUUAAUUAAAAGUGAUACUAUUAAAUACGUCUAUUUCUAUCUUCUGCACUUUUCAGUCUCCUUUUGACAUUAAAUUUGACAGCUUAAUGCAAGGAAAUUAUUUACAAAUGCCCGUGAACCACGUUCUGGUUACCACAGAUUGGUUUCCUUUAUUAAUCAGUGAUCUUGCCAUUACCUUAAGCUGUAUCCAUUGACAACUAGUAAGCUUCUUGGACCAAGUAAUUUGGUCCAAUUUUAUUAUUUCUAUGUUUUCAACUUGGCUUUACUAAUAAAGAAUAUAUAGAUCAUAUAUAUUAUUGCACUAAUUAUACACAAUCAGAAAAAUGAAUACUCUUACUUUAUUAUCGCUACCCAACCUGCUCUUCACGUAUGAACAGAUGUCUGUACACAUCUGCCUUCACAGAGAGAGGUGUAAACAAACUACAUAAGAUACUCAAGCUAUGUAAGCAGUCAGUACAGUUCAAAUGGCUGUCAAAGUUGAAAAUGUACUGUUCCUAUUUAUAGUUCUCAAAUGUAAUAAUGUCCACUCAAAUCACUUUUUUAGGUGAUUGGGAUAUUAAUAAUCCUUCAUCUUCAAAUGUGAUUUAUGAUGAACAGUCACCAUUUCCCCCAUCUUCACAUUCUGCUUCCAUAUUUGAAGAGUCUCACAUGCCAGUAAUUGAAGAAUCUUUAAUGAGAGUCCAGAUAUGUGAAAAGACAGAAGAAUUACAGGACACUGUGCCUGAAAAGAAAAGCACUUUACAUGAACAUCACUCUGAAGUGAAGCAGCAGUGUCUUCUCCAGAAAAACGUGACUAAGAGGGAUCCACCCAACAGUCCUGGGCACGGGGACAAGAAAAAGCUGCUAGACGUAGAAAGCGGCGUUAUCCGAAGAGGUAGGUCUGCUAGUCCCAAGAAGUCAGCCAGUCGGUAUUCAGAGGAGCAUUCGGAAAAGACUGCUAGUAAUCCAGAAAAUGACCCCAAAAGAAGACCCAGAGAGCAAUCACGCAGCCCCAGGAAAGGGGAGAACAGAAGCUGCGAGAUCAGCACCAAGGCAGGCUCCGGGCAAGAUCACUGCCGAAAAAGCAGAGGACGUUCUUCCAGCCCUAAGAAGCAGCAAAAAGUUGAAGGAAGCAAAGGUCUAUCAAAAGCUGAAGCCAAAUUAUUAGAAGGUGAGAGUCGAAGAACAGGCCACGCUAACAGUGACGCCAACAGGAAAGAAAAGGCAGGUGCCGCCAGGAAAGAGGCAAAGCAGGGUCAGCUGGGAACAAGCAGAACCAGGUCUCCGGAGAAAAAAGGCAGAAGAGUAGAUGAAAAGCCUCUUUCAUCCAAAAAGACUAAUAACACUACUGGUAGAGCAGUCUCUGAAAAUGAAAAAGGAAAGAAAGCAAUCACAGGAGAGGCGAGUUUUAGUAAAGAUAAAACAGGAGAAAAUGCUCAAGUAUCAGAAAAGAAGCUGAAGCAGGAACCUGAAGAGAGAAUGGUUUUAAACAAGACAGAAGGUCACAAAGGGAAAGAACUCGAGGCAGCUGAUGGGAGCAAGGAGACCAGAGGGUCCAAACCUGAGUGUGGUUCUCCAGUCAAGAAAACACCCAUAACUCCUGGGCCCUGGAAGGUGCCAAGUGCAAAUAAAGUCACAGGCAGUACUGGUAUGGCUGAGAAACGGCUAUGACCUUCAGUAUAAAACAAAGAAAAACAAGUUGUAAUCUUUUCUUACUAAAAAGCAUUUUUCCAGAAAAAUUUUUUUUCUGAAACACGUGUUUUAAUUUGAGCAUCACGUUACCUAGGCUGCAUGAAGGGCCUUUAGGAUCGCUAAGUACCAACUGUCCCCACGGCUGGCUGCCCUCCCCCGCACUCAGGAAGGAGCUACAUCCACGCGCUCAUCUGCCACCCUGCUCGGGCUGCCCGGCUCAUCUCCACGAGUGUCUGAACAAAUGACAUAGGGUGAGAUCAGCAACGUGGUCACGACUCACUUUGUAUGUGUGCCAAGUUCUCUACUGUAUCAUGUCUGUUUCAGCCUUCUCAUUCAGCUAUUUCCACAGUAAUGAAAAAAGUUAGGUUUGGCUUGGAAGUCGAUGUUCUCAAUAGCAUGUUGCAUGUUUACAGAGAGAAAUCUUUGAAUCUUUGCAGAAGAGACUGUUAACUCAUUAAAGCUGGCAGUUGUCUCUUCUCACAGCCACUAAUGAUGUCCAGGUUCAAAAAUAAAACUCUGAAGCAUCACUACUUUUAAGGGAAAAAAUGUCUAGUGGAACAUUGAUGCUUUCUUAAUGCUUUUUAUUUUAAUUUGGCCGGAUAAGGCAUUUCAGAAAACUUGUUAAAGAUAUUACUGACAAUUGAAAGUUCAAAAUGAGAAAGAGUUUACCUCCUGCUGUGUUUCCCAACUUUGAUGUAGCAAUAGCAUCUCAGGUGACCCUUUCUAUUUCAGUUAUUUCAUUAUGAAACCACAAAGAAACAUGGGGAAAUAAAGCUUACUGCUCUUCAGAGAAAUUUCUAGAUAUUUUGGUUGGACCUACAACUAAAGUCAGUAGACUUUUAAUACAUAUUUGAAGAGUCAAAAUCAUAGACUGUGCAAGGGACUUGAUAAGGAAGCCAGUUGCGUAGUCCAUCAACAGGUAAAGUCCCGGCUCUUCUGGUAGCAGAUGUAUAAAUUCGGGUAUUUAUUUUAUUAAUAGAAGCAGAGCCUACGUACGGCUUGCCAGCACAUGAGGACAAAUGUGGUGGACAGUCCUCGCUGGUUCCUAUUUAACUUUUAGCUACAUUAACUUUCUUAUUUAAAAACAAGAAAGUGACAAUAAACUUCUGCUUAGCUUGCACAAAUUUGCAGAAUUCCUUUUAAAAGUCUAAAUAAAGAUGUUUCUUGGAAGUUGGAGAUAGUUAACUCCAUAAAAUAGAUCCAGGUUUUCCAGUCCCCUAAAGUAGCAUCCAUAAAUAAAGGCACCUUCUCAGAAUAAAACUAUUUCAUGGAGUAUUUGAACAUACUUGUUCUGUCACCCUGAGUUCAUUUUGUCGUGAAAUACAUUACGUCCGAGUCCUUCCCUCUGAGAGUCUAACUGUGAAACUCUUCAAUAUAACAACUCUAUCAGCCCCUGUAGAUAAGACAUGUUUCCCAGUGUGAGAUUUUUGAAAUCCUCUUUUCAUCCAGAAUUAUAUUUACCCACCUAUUGUAACUACUCAAAUAGAGCGACUUUAGGAGGCUUGAUAAAUGCUAAGAAUUUAGUACCACAGAAAUGGUUUAUUUUCCCUCUAGUCCACAAUUAGUAAUACAAAUCCUAUUUUUAUUGUUAGAUGUGACAUAACUGAUGUCAUAUGUUGUCAGUCUGAUGUGGCUCUUCCUAAGUAACCUGUCUGAUUAUAUACCGACUUAGCAAUGUGGCCUUGGAAUGCUGAGCAAAAUAUGGAUGUACUGGCUGUAAAUGUUUAUAUAUUGUACAGUACCUUUAUAUAUACACUUGAGGUUCUGAUUAGAGAAAGAGAUCUGUAAAUCGCUCGUUAUUUUUUAUAUAGAUAUUAAAAAA